AUGAAAUGUGCGUAUGAAAUGGCUAUGGAGCCGACAAUGCCGCAUCGCCAUUUUAACGUGUUGAUAAAAUGUGUAAAAGCCAACGGUGUUCGACUUAUCGAGAGAACCGAGAAUGGAAGAACGGGACGGGAAUUCAUCCACUGUAUUGCUGAAGCUGUUCAAGAAAAGUGUGCAGUCAUCCUGGCCAGCACAGAUUUCUUCUCAAUUUUAAGCGACGGAAGUCAAGCCCGCAAAACAAAAUCAGAGAAGGAACUUGUCCUAAUUCGCACAGAGAGAAAUGGCAUACCGGUGUACAUAGUGGCAAGCCUCCUUAAAAUGGAGAAAUUCGGUGGUGGAAGCGCUGAUGCAAUUGUCAAAGGCAUUAACAGCUUAUUUGAAGAAACUGCACAAUAUGAGUUGCCAACCGAAGCGUACCGAGGGAAACUUGUAAGCUGUACUGCGGAUGGUGCGAGUGUCAACACUGGGAAAUAUCGUGGAGUUCUCACGCAACUGAAACGUGAUCGACCAUGGUUGUUAACUAUCCAUUGUGCAAACCACCGGAUCGAACUUGCAGUGAAGUCGUCUUUGAACAUCGCAGAAUUUGAAGCUGUGGAGGAAUUUUAUAGAACAAACUAUCAACUUUUAAAGAACUCUGGUAAGAUUAAAGCGCAAGUUGCUGAAUGUGCACGAAACCUUGGAAUCCAUUAUUACCAACUGCCUAAGAUCCACGGUACUCGUUUCGUGAAUCAUCGCCGUCGAGGUUUCAAGAAUUUACUUGAAACGUGGCCAGCCUACACCCUGGCCUACGAGAAUGCAGUGGCUGACACCCAAGGAGGGACAGCCAACACACGUGCCAAGAUUAGUGGCCUGUUGAAGAAGUUCAAAUCGUAUUCCUUCAUGUGCUCCGUCGACGUGUAUUUGGACUUACUGGAACAACUUGCCCCAACGUCCAUGGUAUUUGAAGCGGAUACCCUUAUGCCAUACGAAGUUUCGUCGGCUGUAACCAGAACCAUUUUGCAGCUGCGUGAAAAAGAAGAUGAAAUCGGAAAAGAAGGAGAGUUCCUUGAUAGUUAUGCUGCUCGAUACCAUAUUACGGAGGACGGUGUUGCCAAAGGCCAGUUCGUGAAGGCAGGACACAAGAAGAAAAAGAAGCAGAACCGAGAAUAUGUUACAGUCGAGUUCCAAAUGAAUGGCUUUGACAGGGAUCAAUGUUUGGAAAAGGUGCGUAACAUUAAGAAGAAAGUAAUUCCUGUGGUUAUUGCGACUUUGAAAGAUCGCUUCGCGUCGUAUGAUGAUGAGAUCUUUUCCAAAAUGCAGUGGAUCGACCCGGCCUUUUGGACCUCAGAUAAAGAAUUUGGAAUUGAAGACAUCCUGAGCCUCGCUAGUCACUUUGAAGAGCCUCUGUCACUCGCAUCUUUUGAUACUUCCCGUGCCUUGAAGGAGUGGAAAAGCUUCAAGAUUUUUGUUAGAAGCCACUACUCGAAAUUGCCUGAAGCGAAAACUUUGUGGCAGUCAGUCUUAUGCAAUCGUCGCCAAGAAUUUCCGAAUCUCUGCAAAUUAGCUAGCCUUAUCGUAAGCAUUUCUGGCUCAAAUUCGUCCAUUGAACGAACAUUCAGCGUUGUCACAAACAUCUUGUCGGAUAAACGCCUUUCUAUGCACCACAACACCAUUAAUGAGGCCUUGGUUGUUUAUGGAAACGACAGCUUGUGGAGCACAGAAGAAAGAUAG
This is a messenger RNA of Paramuricea clavata, 1707 nucleotides long. The record is from the annotation of a GenBank genome assembly. Lineage: Eukaryota; Metazoa; Cnidaria; Anthozoa; Malacalcyonacea; Plexauridae.